Macadamia integrifolia is the source of this 1796-nucleotide messenger RNA. Its product is annotated as protein DETOXIFICATION 33-like. The coding region runs from base 182 to 1630 and encodes 482 amino acids. Gene Ontology annotation, biological process: xenobiotic detoxification by transmembrane export across the plasma membrane. The record is from RefSeq and is a predicted model, not a curated record. Gene Ontology annotation, cellular component: membrane. Gene Ontology annotation, molecular function: xenobiotic transmembrane transporter activity; antiporter activity. NCBI's taxonomy places the organism in Eukaryota, Viridiplantae, Streptophyta, Magnoliopsida, Proteales, Proteaceae. The transcript has 9 exons.
UGGUUAAUACGAAAUGGAAGUAAAAGGUAGAAGAAGAGAAUAGUCCCCUCAACACGGCCAGCUCUCUCUUCAUGAUCUGAAUAAUGAUACUUUGCUGAAAGGGAAAAAAGUGUUGAUCAGCUCCAGAGAAGAGAAGAGAAGAGAAGAGAAAAGAAAAGCUAUAGUUUGUUGGAAUUUGGAAAUGGAAGCUCCAUUGCUACACUCAUCAAAUGGGUACGAGGAGGAGGUGUACGAGGAGGAGGUGGAGAAGAGAUUGGGGAAACGGGUAAUGGAGGAGUCGAAGAGGUUAUGGAUGUUAUCAGGGCCAGCUAUCUUCACGGCCAUUUGUCAGUACUCGCUGGGCGCACUCACACAGACGUUCACAGGGCAAGUGAGUGCGCUUGCACUCGCCGCCGUCUCCGUCGAGAACUCAGUUAUCGCUGGACUUGCCUUCGGCGUCAUGUUGGGAAUGGGGAGUGCUUUGGAGACGCUAUGCGGCCAAGCAUAUGGAGCAGGAAAGAUAACAAUGCUGGGAAUUUACAUGCAGAGAUCAUGGGUCAUUUUGUUUGUGACUUCUCUUAUUUUGGUUCCAGUUUAUGUCUUCUCUUCUUCCAUUCUAAAGCUCUUUGGCCAGACUGAUGAGAUUGCUGAGAUCACUGGGAAGUUUGCCAUCUGGAUGCUUCCACAAUUGUUUGCCUACGCCUUGAAUUUCCCAAUACAGAAGUUCUUGCAAGCUCAGGGGAAGUUUUUUGUAAUGGCUUUUGUUGCAGGAGUGGUAUUGGUGAUACAUGUAGUGCUUAGUUGGCUUCUAAUCUUGAAGUUAGGGUGGGGUUUGGUUGGUGCUGCUGUGUCUCUCAACUUGUCAUGGUGGCUUGUUGUUAUUGGUCAAUUGGCCUACAUUUUUAUUUGGAAGUCUGAUGGAGCUUGGACUGGUUUCUCUUUCCAAGCUUUUAAAGAUCUCUUUGGCUUUGUAAAGCUUUCCCUAGCUUCUGCUGUCAUGUUAUGCUUGGAGUUUUGGUACUUGAUGGUAGUUAUAGUCAUAACAGGUCAUCUAAAGAACCCAUUGAUUGCAGUUGAUGCCAUCUCAGUCUGCAUGAACAUUAAUGGAUGGGAUAUUAUGAUUGCAAUUGGAUUCAAUGCUGCAAUAAGUGUGAGAGUAUCAAAUGAACUGGGGGCGGGUAAACCUCAAGCAGCAAAAUUUGCGGUAUUGGUGGUAUCUGCAACAUCCAUAGCCAUAGGACUGGUUUGUAUGGCCUUGGUCCUGGGAACAAGGGACUACUUUCCUUACCUUUUCACCAACAGUGCCGAAGUGAGGAAAGAGGUCACCAAGCUUGCACUCUUGCUUGCAACUACUGUGCUUCUAAAUAGCCUUCAACCAGUCUUAUCUGGUGUUGCUAUUGGAGCUGGAUGGCAAGCUCUAGUUGCAUACAUCAACAUUGGAUGUUAUUAUAUAGUCGGGUUACCUGCUGGCUUACUCUUGGGGUUUAAAUUUGAUUUUGGGGUCGAGGGUGUUUGGGGAGGGAUGAUUGGUGGCAUUGUUUUGCAGACCAUAGUCUUGGUCAUAGUUACAUCAUGCACUAACUGGAACAGGGAGGCCUCUGAAGCAGGGAAUCGUAUUAGAAGAUGGGGAGGAUCGGUUGCAGAAGAUUGAUCAACUUGUUUUUUUUCAAGUCCGGAUCACAUUUACGUAAGAGAACGUUUCUCGUAUGUUCCUAUGAUCGACACAUGGACUCCACUGAAUUCAUAGAGUUAUGCUACUAAGAGAGAAAAACUUGUUAAAAUCCACGUGUUUAAACAGUGCGGAUCGAUUCGGUUCA